This is a messenger RNA of Dentiscutata heterogama, 166 nucleotides long. The record is from the annotation of a GenBank genome assembly. NCBI's taxonomy places the organism in Eukaryota, Fungi, Glomeromycota, Glomeromycetes, Diversisporales, Gigasporaceae.
AUGCCACGUUUUUGGCCGAAUGAUGGAGAAUGUUUAAUCGGUAGCAUACAUGUUCAAGUCACAAACGAAGUAAACGAACAGCUUAUAAUAAAGGAAGUUACAAGAGUUUUAAACUCUAAAAUAAAAGGUUUAGAAGAACUAACCAUACAAGUUGAAAAGAUCGAAG